AUGAUGGACAUAGAGCACGAGGCUUCCUGCAAGCUCCGCCGCUCCAUGCAUCCCACCUCGCCAGCUGACAUCGAUCCAAAGGUCCACAGCACUGUGGAAAGAGCUGUGAGGAGCAUUCUGGGUGAGCAGUCCAAUGAUCCCCGUAGCAACCUGCUCAGCCCAUCUCAGGUGGUGGUGGAGGUGGUGCCCAGGCUCCUCCUGGCCCUGUGGCUUCAGCCAGAGGAAGGCCAUUCAGAGCACCCAAUCCUAAUAAGCGGGAUGGCCAUGGGCAUGGUGGCGGCCGUAGUGGAGAAGCUCUCCAGCAUGUUAAAGGACCCUUCCCCUCACAUCCCUUUCUCCCGGGCAGCUGCUUAUGACUCUGUGCGGUCGAUCCUCGGGAGAAUCAGUCAGUCCUUCUCCACCGAUGACAUGCAGAGCCCUUUUUAUAUGAGCUCUGUUUGUGCCUUUGUGGCGGAUGAGGUGCAGAGCUGCUUCCAGCCCCCUGCAGCCACCCUACCAGUCCCCCCUGUCCUCGCGGUGGCCGUUUCCACCACACUACCAGCUGACAUCCAAACAGACCCGGCUUGCUCCCACCUGGAGGUUGUGGACAUCACCCGUAAGACAGAGGCAGAUCCGGCUUCUUCCCACCUGGAGGAUGUAGACAUCACCUCUAACACAGAGGCAGACCCGGGUUCUUCCCACCUGAAUGUUGUGGACAUCACCUCUAACACAGAGGCAGAUCCGGCUUCUUCCCACCUGAAUGUUGUGGACAUCAACUCUAAUACAGAGGCAGACCCGGCUUCUUCCCACCUGAAUGUGGUGGACAUCACCCCUAAUACAGAGGCAGAGCCCAUCUCUUCCCUCUUGGAGGUUGUGGACGUCACACCUGAAGAAAGGACUCUCACGAUGGCUGUCUCCGCCACUCUGCCAGCUGACAUCCAAGCAGGGGAAGUUGCUGUGGUCAUCUCGGAUGUCACCCCACACGUCACCAAGGACGUGACACUGGAUGUUCCAUGCAAAGCUAGGAAAGGGGCAGUCCGGCGAUUAUUUUGCAGGCUUUGGAGGGCAGUGUGCUGCUGCGCCUGCCACAAGGAAGAGGAGGAACAAUAUUAAUUAUU
This is a messenger RNA of Oncorhynchus masou masou (cherry salmon), 1097 nucleotides long. RefSeq lists its product as uncharacterized. The transcript is spliced from 4 exons. Lineage: Eukaryota; Metazoa; Chordata; Actinopteri; Salmoniformes; Salmonidae. The record is from RefSeq and is a predicted model, not a curated record. The coding region runs from base 1 to 1092 and encodes 363 amino acids.